Molecule: messenger RNA, 516 nt
Organism: Orycteropus afer afer
Lineage: Eukaryota; Metazoa; Chordata; Mammalia; Tubulidentata; Orycteropodidae
Gene: TTC9C
Product: tetratricopeptide repeat domain 9C
Exons: 3
Coding region: 1-516 (171 amino acids)
Molecular function (GO): protein binding
Source: RefSeq, a predicted model, not a curated record
AUGGAGAAGCGCCUGCAGGAGGCUCAGCUGUACAAGGAGGAAGGGAACCAACGCUACCGGGAGGGGAAGUACCGAGAUGCUGUGAGUAAGUACCAUCGCGCUCUGCUACAGCUGCGGGGUCUGGACCCAAGCCUGCCCUCCCCGAUCCCUAAUCUAGGACCUCAGGGCCCGGCUCUUACCCCUGAACAAGAAAGCUUGCUGCACAUCACCCAGACAGACUGCUACAACAAUCUAGCUGCUUGCCUUCUUCAGAUGGAGCCAGUGAACUAUGAACGAGUAAAGGAGUACAGCCAGAAAGUUCUGGAACGACAGCCUGAUAACGCCAAGGCCUUGUACCGGGCCGGGGUGGCCUUCUUCCACCUGCAGGACUACGACCAGGCUCAGCACCACCUCCUGGGUGCUGUCAACAGGCAGCCAAAAGAUGCCAAUGUCCGGCGGUACCUCCAGAUGACACAGUCAGAGCUCAGCAACUACCAUCAGAAGGAGAAGCAGCUUUACCUGGGCAUGUUUGGUUAA